This is a messenger RNA of Rangifer tarandus platyrhynchus (Svalbard reindeer), 372 nucleotides long. The record is from the annotation of a GenBank genome assembly. NCBI's taxonomy places the organism in Eukaryota, Metazoa, Chordata, Mammalia, Artiodactyla, Cervidae.
AUGACCUUCACAAGUCAGCUGAUUGUGGAGCGCUCAGGAAAAGGCAGCCGAGCUUCUGUGAAAGAGCAAGAAUACCUGUGCCACGUCUACGUGAGAAAUGACAGUCUUGCGGGAGUGGUCAUUGCUGACAGUGAAUACCCGUCCCGGGUGGCUUUUACCUUGCUAGAGAAGGUACUAGAUGAAUUCUCCAAGCAGGUCAACAGGAUAGACUGGCCAACUGGAUCCCCUGAUACCAUCCAGUACACAGGCCUGGACAGUCACCUCAGUAGAUACCAGAACCCCCGAGAAGCUGACCCCAUGACUAAAGUGCAGGCUGAACUGGAUGAGACCAAGAUUAUCCUGCACAACACCAUGGAGUCUUUAUUAGAAUGA